AUGGUACUCGAAGUAGAUGGAGUCAUAUUUCAAACUGCACCAUGGGAUCCUCGUUUUCCCAAUACCAACCAAACCAAGUAAUAUUUUAAAAAUUAUAUUGCUAUAUAUUAUAAUACAGGAUAAAUAACCUAUUAUCUAUUUUGUUGUAUGGUUCCUUAAAAAUAAAAUAUCAGAUAGAUUAAUUAUCUUAAUUUUAUCUUGACAUAUUUCAUACUUCUUCGCCUUCAUUUCAUUUAUGGGGUGAUAUAAUAUGUGGUAAGUGAUAUGUAAAGAUGUUGAUAAAAAACUUGUCCAAAUAUGAAAUUGAUUGAACAUUAUUAAAUCUGUAUUAAUUUCUAUUUGAAGUUUACAUAAAUGAUUUGAAAAGCUAAGGGAUUAUUUUUAUAGACAAAUAUUUUCUUAUAGGAAUUUGGUAUUUGCAAUCAGCAAACAGUUUUCAUCAAAUUUUUAAAUCCCUCAUCAUCUACUAUUGAAUAUAGUUGAUAGCUUGAUUAUUUCUGAGAUUUUCUUUUUUUUGUGGUUAAUUGUAGAAGUUUUAGAGCUAUUUGAUGGGAACAAAUUAAGUUUUAUGAUAAGUUGUGUUUCUACAAUUAUUGAUGGGCACGACUGUAACAAAAAAAAAACUAAAAAUUUGCAUUGACCAGUUACUAGAUUUGUUCUAUAGUUUGAAACUAUUGAGUUAUUUGACAGUUUAAAACUAACGUACAGUUUAUUGAACUAUCGGUUUAUUAAACAAUCUAUGAUGAUAAUAAACCAGGGUUAUUGGCAUUUUAUGAGUAAAAAAUAAAAAGGUUGAAAAAAAACUAUUAAUACUUUUUCGAUAAAUAAAAGAAGUGAUGAGCCGAUGUGAUUGGCUGCUUGUUAUAGCACUUGAGCUGCUCUUUCUGUAUCUUCUACUGAGCUUUCUCAAAACAAAAAUAAAUAGAUACACGUGGUUAAUUAUAAUAUUUAUAUCUCAAUAUUAUUACCAUAUUAUAUUAAAAAUAAUUUUUGAAGAGAUAAAAAAAAAAAUUUUUUUUAAAUUAUUGAAGUUAAACUUCAGACUAAAGCGAACACUUUGAUAAAUGUUUUCAAAUUUAAUUCUCGAAUAGCAUCAGAUACCAAAUAGUUUGGUUCAAAAUUUUUUCAUUGCAGAUUCGAAUUUCGAAUUGAUCUACCUAUCACUAAUAUCAUGCCCAGUAAGUCACUAUAAAACAAACCACACAAAUCUUAGAUAGGAUUUUAAUAAAGUCUUAACUAAGGUAUAAUACUAAUUGGUAUGGUUUUAUGAUAUUUAUUUUCAGAUACUGUUAUCAAAGUUACUUAGAUUUUAACCGUUGCAAGAAAAUAAGAGGUGAAGAUUUUGAUGCCUGCCAGUAUUACAAACGGGUUUUUAAAUCCAUUUGCCCAAAUUCAUGGAUUGAUAAAUGGGACACACAAAUUGAUGAAUGCAGAUUUCCUGGCAAUAUUUAA
Cinara cedri is the source of this 1452-nucleotide messenger RNA. Lineage: Eukaryota; Metazoa; Arthropoda; Insecta; Hemiptera; Aphididae. The record is from the annotation of a GenBank genome assembly.